AUGGCUGACUCAAAAAAUACGACUUCAUCUGUCAAUCAGACCUGUGAUCCAGGUGUCCCAUCAGUCAACCCUUUCUUUAUGCUGGUCUACAGUCUGGUGUUUCUGGUGGGUUUACUCCUCAAUGGCUUCAUCCUAAAGUUUUACAUUUCUCAAACUCAGCAGCAGGCAUCCAGCAGCUUGAUGGUCUACCUGAAGAACCUGACAGCUGCUGACUUCCUGCUCUGCCUCUGUCUGCCAUUGCGGAUAAUCCACUAUGCCAGCACCUCGGCCAUUUUGCACAUACUCUACUGCAGCAUUGGAGCUACUUCACUGUACCUCAACAUGUACACCAGCAUCCUUUUCAUGGGGUACAUCGCUGUUAACAGGUAUCUGAAGAUCGUCCAUCCUUCAGGAACUCAUGUCCUGCAGUCACUGCGAACUGCGCACAUCAUCUCCAUGGUCACCUGGGUUUGUCUCCUGGCUCCAUCAAUUACAUACGCCAUCGUCUUUUUCAUCACCCAGAAACCUCUGACGUUUACCCCCAGCCACUGUGGGGCCCUCUUUAGUGCAUCAAUCAGCCUGUUCUUCAAAAUCCUCCAAACCAUCUGCACCAUCAUCUUCUUGUUGGUGUCCAUAUUCCUGGUCUUCUUCUACUACAGCACCUCCCGCAGGGUGUUGCAGGCACAGCAGAGGCAGCUCGCCUCCUCUGGCUCUGAGAAGCUGGUGAAGUCUCGCAGGAACAUGUUGGUGCUGGUCAGCAUCUUCUGUGUUUGCUUUGUCCCCUUUCACCUGGUUCGACUUCCCUAUGCUUUUCUUUUGAACAGCUGCUCUGUUGGUCCAGUGUUGUUCUACCUGAAGGAGGCAGCCACCAUGCUGUCAGUUUUCAACGUCUGUCUGGACCCUCUGGUUUACUUUUUCCUCUGUAAGACUUUUCGGGCCCAGGUGAGAAAGGCGUCCAGGAGGACCAACAUCCAACAAGCAAACACAGAGAGUCAGAGCACUGAGGAGAAACUGAGCAUCAUUAAGAGCAGCAAGUCAAACCAGUGA
Molecule: messenger RNA, 1026 nt
Organism: Neolamprologus brichardi
Lineage: Eukaryota; Metazoa; Chordata; Actinopteri; Cichliformes; Cichlidae
Source: RefSeq, a predicted model, not a curated record